GAUACCACUUAUCAAGUGAAGUGAAGUGAAGUGGUAUUUCUGAUACAAUACAAGACAGUGUUUGGUUUGGGUGGACAUAGUCACUUACUUACGUAUCAUCAUCCAAAAUGCUAACCCUCAAUCUCAAUUCCCUUUCUUCAACUCUUCCCUUUCAUCUCAAUUAUCCACUCUUUACUCAAACGCAACUAUUACUUCCUGCUAAUCUUAAUUACCCUUUUGCUAAUACACCUUCCAGAAAGUUGAGGAUUUUUCAGCUCAAGGCUGGAUUUUGGGAGUCAAUUAAAUCUGGGUUGAUGAAGAAUAACACCACACAGGUCAUCGAUCCAGAGUUAACAGAAGAAGAAGACGAAGAACCUCUACCUCAAGAGUUUGUGCUUGUUGAAAAGACUGAACCUGAUGGAACAAUUGAGAAAAUAUUAUUCUCUUCGGGUGGAGAUCUUGAUGUUUAUGAUCUUCAAGCCCUCUGUGACAAGGUAGGGUGGCCUCGUAGGCCAUUAUCGAAAUUAGCUGCUGCUUUGAAAAAUAGCUAUAUGGUGGCCUCUCUGUAUUCUAUAAGAAAGUCACCAGGGUCAGAGGGGAAUGAACAAAAGAUAUUAAUUGGCAUGGCCCGUGCUACAUCAGACCAUGCCUUCAAUGCCACAAUUUGGGAUGUCCUAGUUGAUCCAGGCUACCAGGGCCAAGGUCUUGGUAAAGCUCUUGUAGAGAAACUCAUUCGAGCUCUUCUGCAAAGGGACAUUGGUAAUAUUACUUUGUUCGCAGAUAGUAAAGUCGUGGAAUUUUAUCGCAAUUUAGGGUUUGAGGCUGACCCAGAGGGCAUAAAAGGCAUGUUCUGGUACCCAAAUUGAUAAGGAAGUUUUCUUUUAUGCUUUUUUACAUUUUGUAACACUGCAACCUGAAGUAUACAAGGUUAUAGCUGUGACAAGUUUGUAGUAUGAAAGUAUAAAGAUUGGACAUCAUGCUGUAAUUACUAUGUUAGGUUGUAGCAAAAUAUUCUUUCCCCCCAAAGUUUUAUUACUUUUUCAAACAGAUAAUGGUGAGGCUUUGGUUAAAGAACCAGUGUUAUUUUCUACUCUUUUUUUUUUAAUAAAAUUUUUGUCAUCUUGGAUGAAUGGUUGUAUAAGUGUGUAAGAGGAGUAUAGGUUUAUCAAGUAUCCUGAAAUGAGCGAGCAUUCAUCUCAUGGUUUGGGCGAGUAUGGGUCCAAUGUUUUUGGUCCUUUGUUGUAGUCUCCAAGUGUUAGUAUUAUUUUAUAGAUAAAUUGUUAGCGGUUAUUUUGUUUAA
Medicago truncatula (barrel medic) is the source of this 1279-nucleotide messenger RNA. RefSeq names its product probable acetyltransferase TAP2. NCBI's taxonomy places the organism in Eukaryota, Viridiplantae, Streptophyta, Magnoliopsida, Fabales, Fabaceae. Bases 108 to 845 code for a protein of 245 amino acids. Gene Ontology annotation, molecular function: N-acetyltransferase activity. The record is from RefSeq and is a predicted model, not a curated record. Gene Ontology annotation, cellular component: cytoplasm. The transcript has 7 exons.